GGAGGGGCGGGACAGUGGCUGCGGGAGCGGGAGGGGGCAGAAAAGGGAAUUCCAACGUGUGGAACUUCGAGGGACCCGAGGUCUGCUCCUUCCCAUUGACUGUGGACGGUGCAAGGGGCGGGGCCUCUGGCGGCUAGUGGAGGUGUUGGGGUCCGCAGGGUGACGGAGGGGAAUGUCAGUGUGAGUGGGGUCCCGCACGUCUGAAUUUAGAAUCGUGAGGCCCUCGGGGCUCAGGCACCGCGGAGAGAGUGCUUGGGCGGCCAUGCGGGACAGAACCCACGAGCUGAGGCAGGGGGAUAACAGCUCGGAUGAGGAGGACAAGGAGCGAGUCGCGCUGGUGGUGCACCCGGGCGCGGCCCGUCUGGGGAGCCCGGACGAUGAAUUCUUCCAGAAGGUCCAGACAAUUCGGCAGACUAUGGUCAAGUUGGAGAGUAAAGUCCGGGAGUUAGAGAAGCAGCAGGUCACCAUCCUGGCCACGCCCCUUCCCGAGGAGAGCAUGAAGCAGGACCUGCAGAACCUGCGUGAUGAGAUAAAACAGCUGGGGAGGGAGAUCCGCGCUCAGCUGAAGGCCAUAGAGACUCAGAAGGAGGAGGCUGAUGAAAAUUAUAACUCUGUCAACACGAGAAUGAGAAAAACCCAGCAUGGCGUCCUGUCCCAGCAGUUUGUGGAGCUCAUCAACAAGUGCAAUUCCAUGCAGUCUGAGUACCGGGAGAAAAAUGUGGAGCGCAUCCGCAGGCAGCUGAAGAUCACCAAUGCUGGAAUGGUCUCUGAUGAGGAGCUGGAGCAGAUGCUGGACAGCGGGCAGAGUGAGGUGUUUGUGUCCAAUAUACUGAAGGACACACAGGUGACUCGACAGGCCCUAAAUGAGAUCUCAGCUCGGCAUAGUGAGAUCCAGCAGCUGGAACGCAGCAUCCGUGAGCUUCAUGAGAUCUUCACUUUUCUGGCCACUGAGGUGGAGAUGCAGGGGGAAAUGAUCACCCGGAUUGAGAAGAACAUCCUGAGCUCAGCGGACUACGUGGAGCGUGGGCAGGAACACGUCAAGCUAGCCCUGGAGAACCAGAAGAAGGCGAGAAAGAAGAAAGUCAUGAUCGCCAUCUGUGUAUCCAUCACGGUCCUCAUCCUGGCGGUCAUCAUUGGCAUCACCACAGCAGUUGGAUAGCGUCGCGUUCUUGGUACUGGGAGCACCAGUGAUCUGGGGCCUGGCCUUUGCUCCCAGCAGCUGUGGGGGCAGGCAGAGCCUCGGCAGAUCCUAUCCUCUUACUGGCCCCUGUGCGGGGGGCUGAUGGCUCUUCUGGAGUUGGCAGCUGCUCAUUCGUGGGGGCCUUCCCCAUCAGGCCGCCGCCAGAGGGAGGGUCUGCUGUGUCCUCUUUGGUUGGGACACACGGUUUUGUAAAAAAUUAAAAAAAAAGGCUUGCACACCCGUCCAUGUGUUUCUG
Messenger RNA from Fukomys damarensis (Damara mole-rat), 1436 nucleotides. It is a transcript of the gene Stx4, whose product is annotated as syntaxin 4. The transcript is spliced from 11 exons. Gene Ontology annotation, biological process: intracellular protein transport; vesicle fusion; exocytosis. The record is from RefSeq and is a predicted model, not a curated record. The coding region runs from base 263 to 1159 and encodes 298 amino acids. Gene Ontology annotation, molecular function: SNARE binding; SNAP receptor activity. Gene Ontology annotation, cellular component: plasma membrane; endomembrane system; SNARE complex. Lineage: Eukaryota; Metazoa; Chordata; Mammalia; Rodentia; Bathyergidae.